AUCUCCUUCUCUCCGACAACGGGUCUUGCCCUUCUCUCGCAAACCUGGUAGAGUGGUUGCUCAACACAAUGAAGUCUCUCUUCCUCUAUACCAUAGCUUUCUUGGCGGCGGGAUCUUUUUGGCCUCAAGGAUCACAAGCUUCUGUUGGGGUGCAAGUUGCAUCCGCACAGUACUUGCUUGGGCUUGGUGUUGGUGAUGUAACUGGCCCUGUUGUAGAGACGAACAUGAUGGGCUAUGCAAACCUGGCACAAACGGAUACUGGUCUUCAUAUGCGUCAACGGAGUCGUGCAUUCAUCGUAGCUGAUGCCUCAAAUUCUUCAAACCGAGUGGUCUUUAUCAAUUCUGAUAUAUGCAUGGGAGAUACUGGAGUUCGUCGCUCGAUUGUGGCAGAACUCUCGUCACAAUAUCCAGGUAUUUAUACUAAUGACAACAUCGCACUUGUUGGCACACAUCAGCACUCUGGAGUCGGCGGAUACCUCGAGGACCUUCUUCCCCAAAUAACGUCUUUGGGGUAUGUUAAACAAAGUGCUGAUGCUAUCGUGGCGGGUUCUGUGCGUGCUGUGCAGCAAGCCCAUGAUAGUCUUUCUCCGGGAAAACUCAGCCUAGGAAACACCACAGUGCUCAACGCAAAUAUCAAUCGAUCACCUUCUGCGUAUCUUGCCAAUCCUGCCGAUGAACGCGCAAAAUACCAGUAUGAUCAAGAUAAGGAUUUAACCCUCCUAAGAUUCGACGAUAUCGACGGUAAUGCUAGAGGCUUUCUGAGUUUCUUUGCGGUACACGGGACCAGUCUUUAUGAGAAUAAUACUCUUGUCAGCGCUGAUAAUAAAGGCAUGGCUGCAUACCUCUACGAAUCGAUGGUGGAACCCUCAUCUAUGCCCGGCCAUGCUACCUUCGUGGCAGGAUUUACUCAAUCAAACGUAGGAGAUACCAGUCCCAAUACUUUAGGCGCUUACUGCGAAAGUCCUGGAGAACCUUACGAUGGACAACCCUGUGAAUUCGAUCAUUCUACAUGCGGCAAUAGGACUGAAGAUUGUCAUGGUCGAGGGCCAGGGUUCCGCAUUUCUGACUUUGAAUCGAGCAGAAUAAUCGGUCAGCUGCAGUUCGAGGGAGCGCAGACUCUGAUGAACCAAACGUUACCUCCGGUUAAUGGUUCUGUUAAAGCUGUGCACACAUAUUUGGACAUGGCAACUCACAGUUUUACUUUGCCGAAUGGUACGACUGCACAGACCUGCCCUGCUGCACUUGGUUUCUCCUUUGCUGGAGGAACAACGGAUGGACCUGGUGCUUUCGACUUUAUCCAGGGAGAUAACUCAUCAAAUCCUCAAAAUCCAUUUUGGGAAAUUGUAAAGGGUGCUGUGACGCCUCUCCCGUCUGCAGAACAGGUCGCGUGCCAGUACCCUAAGCCGAUCCUCCUGAAUACGGGUUAUGCGCAUGUUCCAUACGAGUGGUCCCCGAGCACAGUUGAUAUUCAAAUGCUUCGGGUCGGUAAUCUCGUGAUGCUUAUCAUGCCCGGAGAACUAACCACCAUGUCUGGAAGAAGAAUGCGGGAUGCUAUGAGAGCAAAGUUGAUAUCUGAAGGAAUACUUGGCGAAGAUGCCUAUGUUGUGAUUGCUGGUCCUGCAAAUACUUAUGCUCAUUAUGUGGCCACUCGCGAAGAAUAUGGUGUUCAGAGAUAUGAAGGCGCAUCCACUAUAUUCGGCGCUUCCACAUUGGACGCCUACAUUGACAAGUAUGGCAGCUUAGUUUCUUUCCUCGCUGAUAACGCUAGUGGUGCGCCAGCAUCGGAUCCUGCCCCUGCAGAACAAACUAGCAAGGCUAUUUCGCUACAGACACCCGUUAUUGUCGAUAAUUCACCUCUAGGAAAGAAGUUCGGUGAUGUGCUUGUUGACAUCAACAAUACCCCGUACCACGUUGGUGACACUGUCACGGUCCAGUUUGUGGGAGCUAAUCCUAGGAACAAUUUGCGCUUGGAAGGUUCGUUCUUGAGCGUAGAUUACAAUGUGGCAGACCAGUGGAGCAUGGUGCGGACCGACUCGCAUCCAUCAACUAUUUAUCGUUGGAACAGAACAAGCACGGUCUUUGGGACAAGCACAGUCACCAUUUCAUGGACCAUAGAGGAUGGGACCCCUGCUGGAACGUACCGCAUUUCCUACUUUGGGGACUCCAAGCCUCUCAUUGGCUCCAUAUCAUCGUUCAAUGGAACUUCAUCAACUUUCACUGUGGCCUAAUUUCAAUGUACAAGCACGAUAUGAUGUCGAGAUGGACUGUAAUAGAUAUACGAGUGAUGUGUUACAAAAAGAUUUGUUAGCUAGCUAGUUUUAACGUACGAGACAGUGGUUUCUGUUGUCAAUGUUUUCAGUGUAAAUCAGAUUUAUUUGAACUUUUU
Messenger RNA from Serpula lacrymans var. lacrymans S7.9, 2386 nucleotides. RefSeq lists its product as uncharacterized. Gene Ontology annotation, biological process: long-chain fatty acid biosynthetic process; ceramide catabolic process; sphingosine biosynthetic process. Gene Ontology annotation, molecular function: N-acylsphingosine amidohydrolase activity. The record is from RefSeq and is a predicted model, not a curated record. Gene Ontology annotation, cellular component: extracellular region. The transcript has 23 exons. The coding region runs from base 69 to 2228 and encodes 719 amino acids. Lineage: Eukaryota; Fungi; Basidiomycota; Agaricomycetes; Boletales; Serpulaceae.